Candidozyma auris is the source of this 543-nucleotide messenger RNA. Its product is annotated as acireductone dioxygenase (Ni2+-requiring). Lineage: Eukaryota; Fungi; Ascomycota; Pichiomycetes; Serinales; Metschnikowiaceae. Gene Ontology annotation, molecular function: acireductone dioxygenase [iron(II)-requiring] activity. The transcript has a single exon. Bases 1 to 543 code for a protein of 180 amino acids. The record is from RefSeq and is a predicted model, not a curated record.
AUGGUCGCCAUAUACUACCACGACAACCUAGAUACGCCAGAAAACUUCACAGAAGACCACGACUCGGGGGUCCCCGUGCCCGAGGAAAGAUUGUCAGAAAUCGGUGUCUUUUAUCGUUACAUUGACAAUAUGGAAGAUUUGGAGAAAAUUGCUAAGGAAAGAGACUACAAGAACAGGGAUCAGAUUGCGCUCAAUUUGGACACAUUCAAAGGAGACCAAAAAGCCUUUGACGCUAAAAUGGCCCAGUUUUACAAAGAACACUACCAUGAAGAUGAGGAAAUCAGGUACAUCUUGGAUGGAGAGGGUUUCUUCGAUGUGCGAGACCCGGAGGACAGAUGGAUCAGGGCUAAGCUCAACAAGGGUGAUUUGUUGAUUUUGCCUGCUGGCAUUUAUCACCGCUUCACCUUGUCUAAGAGACUUCAGUAUGUGAAGGCUAUGAGACUCUUCAAAGAUGAACCUAAAUGGGAGGCCAUCAACAGGGAUGAGGGCCGCAACACUGAGGCUCGUUUGGAAUACUCCAAAUCGGUGGCCAGCGCUGCUUGA